CAGGGAAUGCCAAGCUCCGCCCUCAGUAUUUCAGUAUAAAAGCAGAGUGAAACUAACACUCUGUCCUUUUUUCAUCCGGUUUGGACGGAGGUCAUCUCUGCUGUGACGUUAGUAAAUCAAAAUGGGAAAAGAGAAGAUUCACAUCAACAUUGUGGUCAUCGGCCAUGUGGACUCCGGCAAAUCCACCACCACCGGACACCUGAUCUACAAGUGUGGAGGAAUCGACAAGCGAACCAUCGAGAAGUUUGAGAAAGAAGCUGCUGAGAUGGGCAAAGGUUCCUUCAAGUACGCCUGGGUGCUGGACAAACUAAAGGCUGAGCGUGAGCGUGGAAUCACCAUUGACAUCGCUCUGUGGAAGUUUGAGUCCAGCAAGUACUAUAUAACCAUCAUUGAUGCUCCGGGACACAGAGACUUCAUCAAAAACAUGAUUACUGGCACCUCCCAGGCUGACUGUGCUGUGCUGAUUGUGGCUGCUGGUGUUGGUGAGUUUGAGGCUGGUAUCUCCAAGAAUGGACAGACUCGUGAGCACGCCCUGCUGGCUUUCACACUGGGUGUGAAGCAGCUCAUCAUCGGUGUCAAUAAGAUGGACUCGACUGAGCCACCAUACAGCAAGGACCGUUUUGAAGAGAUCAUUAAGGAAGUGAGCAGCUAUAUCAAGAAGAUUGGCUACAAUCCAAAUGCUGUUGCCUUUGUGCCCAUCUCUGGUUGGCAUGGUGACAACAUGCUGGAGCCAAGUACCAAUAUGGCCUGGUUCAAGGGAUGGAAGGUUGAACGUAAAGAAGGCAGUGCCUCUGGAACCACGCUGCUUGAGGCCUUGGAUUCCAUUUUGCCACCCACCCGCCCCACUGACAAGCCCCUCCGUCUACCCCUCCAGGAUGUUUACAAAAUUGGCGGUAUUGGAACUGUACCAGUGGGCCGUGUUGAGACUGGUGUCCUGAAGCCAGGUAUGGUUGUCACGUUCGCACCCCCUAACUUGACCACAGAGGUGAAAUCUGUGGAGAUGCACCACGAGAGCUUGAGUGAGGCUUGUCCUGGUGACAAUGUCGGCUUCAAUAUUAAGAACGUGUCUGUCAAGGAAAUCCGUCGUGGUAAUGUUGCUGGUGACAGUAAGAAUGAUCCACCAAAGGCAGCAGCAAGUUUCAACGCCCAGGUCAUCAUCCUGAAUCACCCUGGCCAGAUCGCUGCAGGUUACGCCCCCGUGCUGGACUGCCACACUGCCCACAUCGCCUGCAAGUUCAGCGAGUUGAAAGAGAAAAUUGACCGUCGUUCUGGCAAGAAACUUGAGGACAACCCCAAGUUUGUGAAGAGUGGAGAUGCUGCCAUUAUCCUACUGAUUCCGCAUAAGCCUAUGUGUGUCGAGGCCUUCUCAGAAUAUCCUCCUCUCGGUCGUUUUGCUGUGCGUGACAUGAAGCAGACUGUCGCUGUGGGCGUCAUCAAGAGCGUCGAGAAGAAAGAAGUUGCUGGAAAGGUCACAAAGGCAGCAACCAAGGCGCAGAAGAAGUAAUAUAUGCUCAUGCAGGAUGUCUUGGCUAAAAACAGGCUUCAGUCGCAGUUGGUCACUCGAUGUCCUCUUUGUCCCUGCCAUCUCCCGCUGCCUUCUCUGAGGCAGGUCUCUUUGCUCAAAGACUGGCUUAUUUUGAUUAAAACCCAUC
Thalassophryne amazonica is the source of this 1652-nucleotide messenger RNA. Its product is annotated as elongation factor 1-alpha-like. Gene Ontology annotation, biological process: translational elongation; translation. The coding region runs from base 122 to 1504 and encodes 460 amino acids. The record is from RefSeq and is a predicted model, not a curated record. Gene Ontology annotation, molecular function: translation elongation factor activity; GTP binding; GTPase activity. Lineage: Eukaryota; Metazoa; Chordata; Actinopteri; Batrachoidiformes; Batrachoididae. The transcript is spliced from 8 exons.